AUGGAUAGAAAGUCUGCUAGAAUAAAAGCAGAGUUACAAAGAUAUGGUUGGAGAGUUUCGAAGAAGUUUAAAUAUAGGAAGGGAAGACCCAUAAAAGUCUAUGACAAAUUGUCUGGUCUUCGCUACGAAAUGGAUUUGGAAACAGCACGUGCCAAUUAUCCAAACAGACUAGAGAGGUUAGAAGAAGAACGUCUUAUGGACAUGCCUUUCGAUGUUAGUGAACCUCAAGUUGAAGGACACGACGGCUUUGCCAGAUUCUACUGGAAACAUGACGAACAAUUGCAUCCUUUGAGAAGGAAAAAAGGAAAAGGUGAAGACACACAUGCUCCCAUGGAAAGAACAAGAUAUGCAUAUGAAAAGUAUCGUGAAGUUAGAAGUCAAAUUACAUCUGGUCGAACCUUUACAGUAAACUUUGACGAAGGAAAGAACAAAGAAGGCUUCAUGGGAGUACUUGCUGCCAUACAAGACGGAAAUAAGAAAGGACACAAUCUCAGAUUGA
Trichomonas vaginalis G3 is the source of this 499-nucleotide messenger RNA. RefSeq lists its product as uncharacterized. The transcript has a single exon. The record is from RefSeq and is a predicted model, not a curated record. NCBI's taxonomy places the organism in Eukaryota, Parabasalia, Trichomonadida, Trichomonadidae. The annotation marks the transcript as partial.